Messenger RNA from Aphanomyces invadans, 120 nucleotides. RefSeq lists its product as hypothetical. The transcript has a single exon. Lineage: Eukaryota; Oomycota; Saprolegniomycetes; Saprolegniales; Verrucalvaceae. The annotation marks the transcript as partial. The record is from RefSeq and is a predicted model, not a curated record.
ACCCGUCAAGAAAAGAAGGGGAACAAAGCCAAGCGCAACUUUGAGCUGAAUGGCAAGUACACCGCCAAGCACAUGCGAUGCGUCGAAGCUGCCAAGGCCAACCGGACCAUCUCAUCGUGA